Microplitis demolitor is the source of this 551-nucleotide messenger RNA. RefSeq lists its product as uncharacterized. NCBI's taxonomy places the organism in Eukaryota, Metazoa, Arthropoda, Insecta, Hymenoptera, Braconidae. The record is from RefSeq and is a predicted model, not a curated record. The transcript is spliced from 4 exons. Bases 6 to 551 code for a protein of 181 amino acids.
GCAACAUGUUGAGAAUUACACUUCUUUUCUGCUUGGUAGCUGGGUAUCAGGCAUCGUUACCUGGACCUUGCCCAAAAGUAUCCGGAGAGUUAGAAGAUUUAAAUGCAGUUGCCGGAAGGUGGUAUUUGCAGAAAAUGAGCGACAAUGUUAUCGAUAAUACUAUAGCAUGUACUGAACUGUAUUGGAAUAAACCUAACAGCAAUGGUGAAUCAUUACUUAUCUACAAUAGUUAUUCAAAGAAGGCCGACGUAUACAUAACCACUGUGUCUGAUGCAACAUCAAGUCCCGAUGGUACAAAUAUCGUGUACCACUUCCCAGUUUCUGGACCUAGAUACCAAAAACGUUACAUUUUCGGUGACGAUUUCAGCCGAUAUGCAAUUCUGUGGACCUGUGAAAAUAAUGGAACUAUGCAUGAUGAAAGCGCCUGGAUCUAUUCACGACAACCAUAUGCAUCAGCUGAACAUAUAAACAGCUAUUUACAAUGGAAAUUGGCCCGUCUUGGACUUGAUCUAUCGCUUCUCAAGAACGUCGAUACCAGAAACUGUUGGUAA